Molecule: messenger RNA, 1255 nt
Organism: Cryptotermes secundus
Lineage: Eukaryota; Metazoa; Arthropoda; Insecta; Blattodea; Kalotermitidae
Exons: 7
Coding region: 288-1019 (243 amino acids)
Source: RefSeq, a predicted model, not a curated record
CACUAUUUUUUGUAAUAAGGACUCGCAGGGAAGUGAUUGAGUUGUGCCAAUGAUGGUUUAAUCACUGUUAUCAGUCAAUUAUUUUAACACUAAUCAAGUGUGACAGUUUUAAUCUUCACCCAACGCAACCGCCUGAGUAACAAACAACACUACAGUGAAGGACGUGAAGAUGAAACUGGAGCACGACGGGAGAUUCUCUUGUGGCACAUUGCUGCUACUGCUGUAGAGGCGGCAAGCCGCAAGAUAAACCAGGCCAACUGGCGUCCUCCCCGGUUACACUGUCUGUCAUGGGUAAAGGUGACAAGAGGGGCCAUGUGCAGCGUGCUGAUGCGGGGACCAAUCUAGUGGGGAAAUUCACGCAGAGUGUUCGUCGAAUAGUCCAAGAUGUCAAGGACGAAGGAACGUCUAGCGGACAAUCGAAAGAGGAGGUAAUCGAAACAAACGAACGGCUGAGAGCAGUGCGCGUGCGCCUGGAGGAGAGCUACGAGACAGCAAAACGGUCGCUCAUCACGCUAAUGACCAAAUACACAGACAGCAAGUCUGUGCGCAACGUGUUCCAGAGAUAUAACCUACUCAAAGCCAUGAUCAAGGAGGUGAUCCGCCUGGAGACCCAGUACUGGACUCUAGUGGACAUUCCCAAGCAAGAAAAGCAGGAAACGGUGCCAGCCUUCGUUCUGCGCGCAUGUGCCAUCAUGGAGAAGACUCAGAAAUCUGGGGAGGGCGUCAAGACUUCGGCGAAACUUGCCGAAGAGGCAGAGAAUCGACGCGAGAGGAUAGACCGCCUUGAGAACAUGACUAUACUGCAGAUUGAGAGUGAGAACACGCAAAUGACCAAUGACCUCUAUCGCCUACUGAAGAAGUAUUCUGGCCUCAGAAACCUCAUCCGAGAACUGAAGACAGAAUAUAUGAAUUCGAAGGUGUACCCCAUCUUCCCACGAUACACCAUUCUCAAAGAUAUGAUCAAGGAUAUAAUGCACAACCCUGACUAUAUGGAGGUGUGUCACGAGGUGGACGUUUAGUCCUGCUAGAAGCUCGGUCACUUUAGGACGCAUCAAGCAGCUCCAACAGCCCAAAACUUACCAGUACAACCCAUACAGCACAGGUGACAGAGGAAACCAUGGUGGGACAAUGAUACUUUAACUAAUGUUUGUAUUACAUUGUAACAACGUUACAUCAUCACUAUCUCAUCAGUCAGGUUGCACAAAUCAUAAAGAUAUUUAGGGAGAUCAAUAACCCAGCACAUGACUCUUAAAAA